This is a messenger RNA of Carya illinoinensis, 1230 nucleotides long. Its product is annotated as protein FAR-RED IMPAIRED RESPONSE 1-like. The transcript has a single exon. Gene Ontology annotation, molecular function: zinc ion binding. NCBI's taxonomy places the organism in Eukaryota, Viridiplantae, Streptophyta, Magnoliopsida, Fagales, Juglandaceae. Gene Ontology annotation, biological process: regulation of DNA-templated transcription. The record is from RefSeq and is a predicted model, not a curated record. The coding region runs from base 1 to 1230 and encodes 409 amino acids.
AUGGCCAAAAGUUUUAACGCAUUGGCUGUCGAGGCUGGUGGAUUUGAGAAACUUCCAUUUAUUGAAAAAGAUGCACGGAAUUAUAUUGACAAGGCUCGACACCUUAGACUUGGAAAAGGUGGUGCUGAUGCACUUCGUAGUUAUUUUGAGAGAAUGCAAUAUAAAAAUGAUGGGUUUUACUCAUUGAUGGAUUUGGAUGAUGAUGGACGAUUACAAAAUGUCUUUUGGGCCGAUGCACGUAGUAGAGCAGCGUAUGAGUAUUUUGGGGAUGUUGUGACAUUUGAUACAACAUACCUCACAAACAGAUAUGGCAUGCCAUUCGCCCCCUUUGUUGGUGUCAACCACCAUGGACAAUCAAUACUGUUGGGAGCAGGUUUGAUAUCAAGUGAAAGUACUGAAACUUUUAUUUGGUUAUUUGAGACUUGGUUGAAAUGUAUGGAUGGGAGAGCGCCAAAAGCUAUCAUAACUGAUCAAGACAGGGCCAUGAAAAAUGCUAUUGCAAUAGUUUUUCCAAACACUCGGCAUAGAUACUGUUUGUGGCACAUAAUGCGAAAACUACCAGAGAAGUUGGGAUCACAUGCUGAAUAUAAGUGUGGUUUGAAGAGUGCAUUGCAAAAGUGUAUUUAUAAUUCUCGAACUUCGGGCGAGUUUGAGAAGUCUUGGGAGGUGUUUCUUGACACCUAUAAUUUGCAUGAGAAUGCAUGGCUUCAAAGUCUCUAUAAUGAGCGAAUGUAUUGGGUUCCUGUAUAUCUGAAAGAUACAUUCUGGGCUGGGAUGAGCACAACUCAGAGGAGUGAGGGCAUGAAUGCCUUUUUUGAUGGAUUCGUACAUUCAGGGACUACAUUAAAAGAAUUUGUCGAUCAAUUUGAUAAUGCACUGAGGAAGAAAGUAGAGAAUGAGAUGGCAGCGGAGUUUCACUCAUUUAAUGCCACAGUCCCAUGUAUAUCUCAUUUACCCGUGGAGAAGAAAUUUCAAGAAGUGUACACGAAUUCUAAGUUUAAGGAAGUACAGGCAGAAGUAAUGGGGAUUAUCUAUUCUCAUUGUGUUCUCAUCAAAACGGAAGGGGCGAUUACAACAUAUCAAGUUAAUGAUCAGAGGCAAGUGGAAGACUGCAUCAAACGAUCAACUUUGCAGGCAUACUUUAAUGAAGAUGAGUGUGAGGCGAAAUGCAUGUGUGGUCUAUUUGAGAUGAGAGGAAUUAUAUGUAGGCAUAUUCUUGCCUAUGGAUAG